AACUAACCCCUCAAAAUUCAAUGGAUACCCUUCUUCUCUUUUCUCAGUUCUUAUUACCAGUACAUCCGUAAGCACGCAUAUAUUGACCGUUUCAUCGCUCUUUACCAAAACCGGAGUGAAACUCUAGAUUCGCAGUUGUUUUCACAUUGACGGAUGAUUGUGUAGGGGUUGACCGCGAGUCGUGCUAUAAGAGAAUUGGGAGUUAGAUUUUUCGUUUUUGUUUUUUUAGGUGCUCUGAAUGAUUGAUUGAUUGAAAUUGUGAUGAUGAUAUCGAAUGGGACUGCUAACAUUUGGUCGCCGGAGGAGUUGCGGGAAUCCGCCUCAGGAGGGGGCGGCGGCGGCGGCGGCGAAGGAACUGAAGUCGUUGAAUUUCCCGCUGAAAUGGUCGACAUGGAGGUGUUGUGGAACUUGCUUUCGGAGACGGAAUCCGAUUCUUCGCAGAGUAGGCAAGAAGAUUCAUCACUGAGUUUUGCACCACAUGAUUCUAGGAGUGGAGUUUUGGAUGGUUCCCUUCACUCAAAAGAGAGAGCAGUAAUCUUUGACCCUCCGUUGCAUAGUUGCAGUGGGAGCCUGACUGACUUGCAACCAAUUCAGGACCAUGGCCAAUUCUGUUCAGACAAGGAGAAUGCCUUCUACAGUUCUGCAUCUAAUAUCCAAGAUGAUAGGUUGUCUCAUAGCCACUUGAUAGCUGAAAAUAACUUGAAAGCAUCAGUAACAUCCAAUAUGGUGGAAUCAUCUAGGAUGGAAAUAGAGACACUCCAAUACAAUGAAUCUCAUGCUCUGUUCAGUUCGGGGCAAAUUUCUGAUCUUCUGGAUGAGCCUUGGGAGCAGUAUUCAGAUAUGUUGUUGGGAGACAGUUUACACUUCCCUUCUUGUAGUGAUUUUGAUUUUGGGAUUUUGCCUUGUGAUGGUGAUAAUAUGCUUAAUGUAAAAGAUGAAGAAUGGGGGCCUUCAACUUGGGAUGCUGGUUCAAACAACAUUGUUUCCGGGGAAGGUUUGACUAGGAGAACAAAUGAGGGGGUUGUAGAUGGAUACUCCAACACUUGGGAUAUAAAUGUCAAUUUUCAGCAUGCUUGUAAAAGUGAAUUACAUUUCACUGGGUAUAAAAACAGAGAGACUGAUUGUAAGGUGGCUACUCAGUCUUGGGCAUAUGAUCCGUCAUAUGUGUUCUCUAGAAAGCAAGAAGUAUGUGCAGAGGAUUUAAAAGAUGAUAUUAUUGAUAGAAAACCAUUUAGCGAUGCUGAUGCUGCACUUUCUAAUGAUCCACCAAAUCCAUUUUCUCCCUGUCUACUACCUUCCAAUUCAGGUAAAAGUCAUUUGGUUUAUAGAAAGGAUGAAAAUGAAGGCAUGCCACAUGAAUCAGGAGGGCCACACAAUCAUCUUUAUCUGGUUGACAACACUACUUUGGAAAACCCCUUUCUGGUUCAAAAUGAUUGUGCACUAAAUGGUCUGGUUGGAGACAAAUAUGGUUCCUUGCCAUCUACUUCUGUUAAACAGGGGUUAGACUGUGUUAAAACAGAAAACAUACAUAGUUUGCAAAAAACAAAUGACUCGUGUUUAUUAACCACUGCCCACCAAUCUGUUCAAAGUAGUUCAUUAGCUCAAAGAACUUGUGCUGCUCCUGAUGAUGAUGAUGUGUGCAUUCUGGAGGAUAUAAGUGCGUCAGCUCAACGAAAUCCAUGUCCGCCUAAUGGGAAGUCACUUGUUAACUUGCAACAUGCUACAUUUAGUGAAACUUCUACUCGUGUUGGAGCAGGAUAUAUGAGAUUCAAGCCAAAUGGCGAGCAAUUUGUUUUUCGCACUGCAUUGCAGUAUGCUGCAUUUUUCCAGGACCUUUCUCAGCCAAGAUCGGAAGACAAACCUCCAGAUGGUGUUUUGGCUGUUCCUCUUUUGAGACACCAGCGAAUUGCUUUAUCAUGGAUGGUCAAGAAAGAAACAACAAAUCCACGCUGUUCUGGUGGGAUUCUCGCAGACGAUCAGGGGCUUGGAAAGACAAUAUCAACCAUUGCUCUUAUACUCAAAGAAAGGUCUCCAUCUGUUAAAACCUUUGCAGCCUUUACAAAACAAACUGAGGCAGAGACGUUGAAUUUGGAUGAUGAUGAUGAUGCUCCUACUAAGUUAAAUAAUGGUGCUAAUUCUUGUCAGCCUAAUGGAUGCUCUGCCACAGUUGCUAAACCAUCUGCACAUGCUAAAGGUAGGGCAGCUGCCGGCACCCUUAUUGUAUGCCCAACAAGUGUCCUACGCCAAUGGUUUGACGAAUUGCAUAAUAAGGUAGCGAACACAGCUAAUCUUUCUGUUCUAGUAUACCAUGGAUGCAAUAGGACGAAGGAUCCUUUUGAGCUAGCAAAGUAUGAUGUUGUGCUUACAACGUAUUCAAUUGUAAGUAUGGAAGUUCCGAAACAGCCUCUUGUUGAUGAUGAGGAUGAGACACAAAAGCACACCACUGAUUCACUAAAUGGCGUUUCAUCUAGUAGAAAGAGGAAAAGUCCUCUUAACUCUGGAAAGAAAUCGCUAAAGGGGAAGAAGGGAACAGAAGGUGAAUUGCUUGAUACUGAUGUCCGUCCCCUUGCUCGGGUCGCCUGGUUUAGGGUUGUAUUAGAUGAGGCACAAAGCAUCAAGAAUCACAAAACUCAAGUGGCAAGAGCUUGUUGGGGUCUACGUGCUAAAAGGCGGUGGUGCUUGUCGGGUACACCUAUCCAGAAUGCAAUUGAUGAUCUAUAUAGCUACUUCAGAUUUCUUAGAUUUGAGCCAUAUUCUUCAUAUAAACUAUUCUGCUCUUCACUCAAAGUCCCCAUUCAGAAACAUCCAACAAGUGGGUACAGAAAACUGCAAACAGUGCUUAAAACUGUAAUGCUUCGCCGAACUAAAGGAUCACAAAUUGAUGGCGAACCAAUUCUCACCCUUCCUCCUAAGAGAAUAGAACUGAAAAAAGUUGAAUUUACACAAGAGGAACGGGGUUUUUAUUGCAGACUUGAGGCUGAAUCACGAGCACAGUUCGCAAAAUAUGCAGCUGCUGGAACUGUCAAACAGAAUUAUGUUAACAUAUUACUGAUGCUCCUGCGGCUCCGUCAAGCUUGUGAUCACCCUUAUCUUGUUGGGGGAUCCAAUUCAAGUUUAGAUUGGAGAUCUUCAAUUGAAAUGGCAAAGAAACUACCCCAAGAGAAACGAAUUUUACUUUUGAAUUGCUUGGAGGCUUCUUUAGCAAUUUGUAGCAUAUGCAGUGAUGCACCUGAAGAUGCUGUUGUCACAGUCUGUGGACAUGUCUUUUGCAAUCAGUGCAUUUGUGAGCAUUUAACUGGUGACGACACCCAUUGUCCUGCAACAGAUUGCAAAACUCAACUCAUUUUUUCUUCAUUAUUCUCUAAAAAAAUUUUGACUGAUUCUGCAUCUGAUCAGCCCAGUCUUUUAAAUAAUCCUGAUUACACUGGCUCGGAGUCUGGUGAAACAUCCCAGCCCUAUUCUUUUGGAUGUUCAUAUGGUUCUUCAAAAAUUAAGGCUGCUCUUGAGGUUUUGCAAUCUCUGUCUAAAUCACGGGAUUGCCCCCCUAUGGUUAGCUCCCCAGGAUGUAAAGAUGAAGGAAAUUGUUACUCUGAGAACACAUCUGAUUCUGGCUCAGGAGUGUCACAUGUUAAAAUGAACUCGGGCUUGGAUGGAAAUUCUAAUCACUCAACUAAAAUACCUGGAGAGAAAGCACUUGUCUUUUCCCAGUGGACAGGGAUGUUGGAUCUGCUUGAAGCUUGUCUAAAGAAGUCAUCUAUUCAGUACAGAAGACUAGAUGGGACUAUGUCUGUUGCUGCUAGAGACAAAGCUGUGAAAGAUUUUAAAACAAUUCCAGAAGUAUCUGUCAUGAUUAUGUCUCUAAAAGCUGCAAGCCUUGGACUGAACAUGGUUGCAGCCUGUCAUGUCAUCCUCCUAGACCUAUGGUGGAAUCCGACAACUGAAGAUCAAGCAAUUGAUAGAGCACAUCGGAUUGGGCAGACUCGUCCUGUUACAGUUUUGCGGUUGACUGUAAAGGAUACUGUUGAAGAUCGUAUCUUGGCUCUUCAGCAAAAGAAGAGAGAAAUGGUGGCUUCUGCAUUUGGAGAAGAUGAGAAUGGCAGUAGACAGACUCGUCUAACCGUGGAGGACUUGGAAUACCUAUUCCGGCACUAAUCUUGGAUUCUUUAUUGUGUGGUAUAGCUGAUACCUUAAUGCACCUUUGGCGGCUUUCUUCAUUUCAUUCUUUACUAGCUUUAACAUCGGAUCGGAGCAUACAUAUUGACGAUACCCCAAAAGAUAUAAGAUUCAUAGGAUAUACAUGAAAGAAGAUUCAAAUUUUGCGACUAUUCCGUGAUUCGCAGAACCUGCUUCUAACAAUUCAUCACCUUGUAUAGGAGUUCAUUUUAUGAGUUUACAGCGGACAGGACAUGGAUGGAAGUUUUGUUGGGAGAAUUGUAGAUUAUUUGGAUAGGAGAGAGAGGAGAUAAGAUGUAUAUGAUAGUCUUCCCCUUAGAAAAUCUGGGUGUUAUUCCAAAUAGUGAGCAUUCUGUAACUAUGGAGGAGUACCUUUUAUCAUUACUAUAUAUAUUAUUAUUAGGGUUUAGGAUCUUUAAUUUCUCUUUUCGUAUUGUAAUCUAAUAUUCAAUUUCUUACCCUGCAUUGUCUUUGCAGCUGGUAUAGUUUAUUUAUGAGUAGCAUUUAGUGCAUCAUCAUAUU
This is a messenger RNA of Ipomoea triloba (trilobed morning glory), 4695 nucleotides long. Its product is annotated as helicase-like transcription factor CHR28. The record is from RefSeq and is a predicted model, not a curated record. Gene Ontology annotation, molecular function: ATP binding; ATP-dependent chromatin remodeler activity. Lineage: Eukaryota; Viridiplantae; Streptophyta; Magnoliopsida; Solanales; Convolvulaceae. The transcript has 12 exons. Bases 262 to 4152 code for a protein of 1296 amino acids.